Molecule: messenger RNA, 2357 nt
Organism: Coregonus sp. 'balchen'
Lineage: Eukaryota; Metazoa; Chordata; Actinopteri; Salmoniformes; Salmonidae
Source: the annotation of a GenBank genome assembly
AUGUGGAAGGUGAUGAAGCAACGCGAUGUGAUGCGUUAUGGGACUCUGGAGGAGUUUGUGACAUCCUGCUGUGAGACUGUCCCUGGCCUGCUCACAUCUAGACACCAGGCCAAGCUGGCUCUGGGGCUGAGAACACGGGUGUGUGUGGAGGAUGAUAUUGUUGACCCAUGGCCAUAAGUCUUGGGACAGUCAUGUUGUAGUAAAAAUGGGUUGCAUUCAUUUGGCACCAAACGGUUGAAAACUGACAAACAGGGAGGGACUACCUGAACUUGUCCAAUAAGAAAGGCUCAAUUUCGUUUUCCGUUGCUAUGGUGCGACUUAAUGAAUACGACCCUGUAUGUGCUUCCACUGUAUGAGCUGUCAGACUCUGUUCAGUCCCUAAUUAUCAUGUCUCUGGUAAUUUGUAGUUGAUCUUAGAGCUGUGCCAUGGCAUGGACCCACCAGAUCCAGCGGUUAUCCUUCCCCAGCUGGAAAGGAUCCGUGCCCCCACCCCAUCCUCUGCCCUGGUGAGUGACAGUCAAAUGCGGGCCUUUCUAUAAGUCAGCAGUUCUCUGUACUGCGAGACGAGUGUGGUAUUUUAAUGGUCUUUUAUCACUUCACUGCUUUGUACCCUAGGAAUGAUUUUGUGAGAAAUACAGUAUGUUUGCUGUAAGUGAUGUCUUUGCAUGCCUAUGUUGCAGAAAAAGGAUGUGAAGAUUGAAACAGCGGUGACCAACCUCCGGCACCUGGUUGAAAGCUUUCUGAAAGACCCCACAGAGCGAGCACUAUUCUACAAGGUCAGACUGCCGCUUUGUUUUAUUGUUUGACUGAGCAGCUUUUCGGGGAAGCAGGUAGCCUAGUGGUUAGAGUGGCGAGCCAGCAACAGGAGGGUUGCCCUGUCGAAUCCCGGGUCCAACGGAAAAAAUCAGUCAGGAAGUGAGCUGGCAACCGGAGGGUUGCUGGUAUCAAAUCCUAGAUGCCAUUGCCUGCUGUUGUGCCCUUGAGCAAGGCACUUAACCCCCCCAUAACAACAGCUCCCCGGGCAUGAAUGUGUCUUUCGGAGGGGUUGGGUUAAAAGCAGAAGUCAAAUUUCGGUUGGACCUUGUGUGCAAUUGACCAAUAAAGUGAUCUUAAUUAGAGACCAUUCACUGUAGCCCUCAUACGACCAUCCUGAUCUCGCGAGCUUACAUUCUGUUUCGCUAUGGUCGUACGAGGCUACGUCCACUGAGGAACUCUCAAAUUCUCUGUCCCCCUCUCGUUUACUCCCUACAGGUGGAGUUUCCGUCAGAGUAUGGCCCUCAGUUUGACCAGGAGCUGGAGAAACUGCUGUGGGAGUUCCUGCUCAGACUGGACCAGCUUCUCCCAGUGCCCAACCUGGCUCAGACGGUGUCGUGGCUCACUGAAGCCCCUCCUGUCCUGGAGGAGUGUGCACAGGCUGCCUCCCAACCCCAGCUCCUGAGGACCCUGCUCCAGCACCAGACGCUUCUGGGACACCUGGAUUCUGCAGGUGGGUCUACAGAGGGUGCGUUCCAGGCCGACUACAUUGCAGUCGCCUGCCAGAUUUCACAGUGCCUGGGAUAGAUGUUUAACAUAUCAGCUAACCUCAUCUCUUUUGUUACCUCCUAUCAGCUUCUCUCCCUCCAUGUAUGGGCGACUACCUCCUCUCAUCCCUGUCUCUCCCUCCCUCUGGAAGAGUGCAGCAAAGCGACCAAUCAGGAUCUAAGCCUGCCUCAGUUUCCACCCCAAGCCCUCUGUCUUUAACCCCAUUAACCAAUCACAGACAGACAAACUGGUCAUCGCCCGUCGCACCUGUGAUUGGCGGGAUUUGCAACGAAGACCUUCCAGUCAUGGCUUCAGCCAAUAAGAGGGCAAGAACUUGCCAGGAAGGCGUUAUUAUCCAAUCAGUUUCAAGAGAUGUGGAGGAGGACGCUGAGUCAACGGAGAGGUCAAAAUAUACAUGGGUCAUAAGCAGAGUAGAGGAAUCCGAAGAGGAGAUCAUGAGAAGGGGGAGGAGGAGGAGUGUGAGAGACGGAGGGAGUAAAAGAGUGCUCAGGAGAGGGCGUGGGGGACAGUUUGUUAGAGAUGGAGAGAAUGAAGAGGAGGAUAUGACGAGUGUUAUAGAUGGAGAGACUGAGAGAGACCUUCUUAGGGAUUGUUUGGUCCAGUUGGGGAUCGCAGACCUCAAGGUUCCGGAAGACCAUCGCAUCUAUUCUUACAUCGCAUCCUGUCUGCUCAACAAACCCAGGGUGCUCAUCCCCCGACUAACUUCCACAGACAUCACUGCACUUGUGAGGUCACAAUCUCCUCCUUCCCGCAGCAACGGGACACCAACAGCAGGGGAAGGGAGCUCUCCAUUGGGACAGAACAGUUGCCGGUGA